Messenger RNA from Brenthis ino (lesser marbled fritillary), 756 nucleotides. The record is from the annotation of a GenBank genome assembly. Lineage: Eukaryota; Metazoa; Arthropoda; Insecta; Lepidoptera; Nymphalidae.
AUGUACGGAAGAAAAACACCAACAACAUAUCGAUCUACACCUUCAGUGUAUUCACAUUACACUGCAAAAUCAUCUACGAAUCUUCGUUCUUCGAAAUCUGUCCGAUCACUAAGAGUACCAUGGUAUCAAAAACCUAUAUUACAUGAUGCAUACGUACUCGAUCUUCAAAGGGGAUCUUUGCUGACUGCUUGCAUAUCUUUGUUUAUAGCUCUGUUUACAUUCGCACAAAGUAUUUUUGAUCUGUACUGCCUUGGUAUGGCAGCACCAGGCUCGGUUCAUUACGGAUAUUAUGUAAUAAGCUUCCAGUUUGUGUAUGUCGGAAGUGCACCUGUUCGGAAUGUCCUCAUAGUGUUUUCUCUGUUUUCAUGGAUUGGUUCCAUAGCUGUACUAGUAACUAGUAUCAUAUUAAUAAUUGCUUUAAGAAAGGAAUAUGAAAAACGUAUAGUCCCAUGGCUUUAUACCUUUGGAGUUUUCAUACUGUUUCGAUUGGUGGCCUUUCUUUUUGCAUCUAUUGUCAAUGAUAUGAUAUUCACAUAUAACAUACUGAUGUGCCUUUGUUGGAUUGUGUUUUGUGUCACCGGAGUGUACGGAUGGGUUUUGGUAUACAGUUUAUAUCUGGAACUGUCAGAUCUGACUAAAUUGGAGGACUUGGCGCAUUUAAGAAUGGGCACAAUGGCAUCCCUGAAUGCCUCUCUCGCUGGGUCCAGACCAACCACUCCUCACUCCACAGUCUCGACUAUGCCAGCAUCGCAGAUA